This is a messenger RNA of Sebastes umbrosus (honeycomb rockfish), 2955 nucleotides long. RefSeq names its product wingless-type MMTV integration site family member 2 (gene wnt2). Lineage: Eukaryota; Metazoa; Chordata; Actinopteri; Perciformes; Sebastidae. Gene Ontology annotation, molecular function: cytokine activity; frizzled binding. Gene Ontology annotation, biological process: cell fate commitment; multicellular organism development; neuron differentiation. The transcript has 5 exons. The record is from RefSeq and is a predicted model, not a curated record. The coding region runs from base 455 to 1507 and encodes 350 amino acids. Gene Ontology annotation, cellular component: extracellular region.
UCCGAGCUGCAGAGCUCCAGGUCUGGACGCGGGCCAAACCUGUCUGGUGUCAAACCAGCCUGAACAGAUACUCUCAGACAUCUCAUUUCUUCACCUCAUUCCUGAGACGGGACUCUGCCCACCCCUUUGUGUAAAGCAAUUUAAACCUGAUAGCUCAUCAUCGCCACUGAAAAUAUUUGCUGGACUAUCAGACAGUCGCUCUUUACUUUUUUUUUUUUUUUUUUCCCUCCUCCUCAGAAGCUCUUUGGCCACCGCGCACAACCCGAGCCGGUCAUGGCUUUUACGCGCAAACCUGCGUCUCCGUCUCCGUCCUCCUCCUCCGACUGUCCUGUGAUGAUAUAUUCUUUAAUCCAAGCUUGAUUUUUUUUGAGAUUCAACAAGUUCUCUUAAUAGUUUUUCUUUCACCUGAGGAAAUGCUCCGUCCAGAUCCAUAAAGGACCGAAGUUUGGUUAAUAUGAACUUAUUGCCAAGUGGAAUAUGUUUUUAUUUAUCUGUAGCAAUCUGCUGGCUGACGGCCGAGGUCGAUGCAUCCUGGUGGUACAUGGGCACCCUGGGCUCCCAGGUGAUGUGCGACAACAUCCCCGGUCUGGUGAACAAGCAGCGCCAGCUGUGCCGCCAGCACCCCAAAGUGAUGCAGGCCAUCGGGGCCGGGAUGAAGGACUGGAUCUCCGAGUGCCAGCACCAAUUCCGCAACCACCGCUGGAACUGCAACACCACAGCCAGGGACCACAACCUGUUUGGACGCCUGCUGCUACGCAGCAGCCGCGAGGUCGCCUUCAUGUACGCCAUCUCCUCGGCCGGCGUGGUCUACACGUUGGCGCGCGCCUGCAGCCAAGGCGAGCUGGACUCCUGCUCCUGCGAUCCCACAAAGAAGGGCUCGUCGCAGGACGCCAAGGGCUCUUUUGACUGGGGCGGCUGCAGUGACCACGUGGAGCACGCCAUGCGCUUCAGCCAGGGCUUUGUGGACGCCAAGGAGAGGAAGGAGAGGGACGCCCGGGCGCUCAUGAACUUGCACAACAACCGAGCCGGCAGGAAGGCGGUGAGGCGCUUCAUGACUCUGGAGUGUAAAUGUCACGGCGUCAGCGGGUCAUGCAGCGUCCGCACCUGCUGGCUCGCCAUGGCCGACUUCAGACGCACCGGCGACCACCUUCGCAAGAGGUACAACGGCGCCGUUCAGGUGGCCGUCAACCAGUACGGCACUGGGUUCACCGCCGCGCACGCACACUUCAAACGACCCAGCAAGAAUGACCUGGUGUACUUCGAGGACUCGCCGGACUACUGCAUACGGGACCACGAGUCAGGGUCGACGGGGACGGGAGGGCGGGUCUGUAACCGGACGUCUCGCGGCGUGGACGGCUGCGAGGUGAUGUGCUGCGGUCGAGGCUACGACACGUCGCGGGUCAGCCGGACCACCAAGUGCGAGUGCAAGUUCCACUGGUGCUGCGCCGUGCACUGCCGCGACUGCCACCAGCAGGUAGACGUGCACACCUGUAAGGGCCAGACGUGACUGAACACUACUGACCGUGUUAAACCAGCAGUUCUACCUGUGGUAAAAACCACUGCUUCUGUACUGGGCUGCUGUCAUCAAACUGUAAGUGACAAUCAAAAAGGAUAUUCUGACUCCAUGAAUGCCACUCAGCCUUCAUUCCCCCCCCGAGAUCACCCGUCAAUCAAACCGUAGCUAGUUGGGUUUGAGUAUCUGUAGGUGGCGCUCUUCCAUGAUGUCUUUUUGCUGCUCAUGCUGUUUAUUCCAAACAUAACAAGGGUCCAUCCACAUUCUGUUCUGUUUGAUUCAAACGUAGGUUAAGCUGAUCAAUGUGAACGCUAGCACUAGCUGAGUCAACGUUAGCUGUGCUAAGUUUGAAACAACUGAAAGGGUUAGUUUGGAUGUUUUUGAAGUGGGGUUGAUUGUAUACUCCUGUGUUCUGCCAGUUAAAAUUACUGUUUUUGUGAAUGAAGUCUGGUGGCUUUGAAGAGAGCGAUAGGGGAACAGGAAAGGGCUGUCUGACAGCGAGGUUAAAGCGGCUGUCGUAUUAUAUUGCCCUCUUCAAAGCCACCAGACUACAUUCACAAAAACAGUAAUUUUACUUCGCAGAACACAGGAGUUUCUGGUCUACCGCUGCAUCGAUCGGUUAGUUUGUUCGUGUUAUUGUGUGACUUUCGGAGCUGAAUAAAGUUGGCGUCCGCAGCAGUAUGUUGCUCAGCUUCCUGCCGGUACUCCCCUGUCUGCUUCUCCAAACUGGGAGCAUGCCGACCGCCAUCUAAGUUACUGUAUGUAACGUUAAUACUAUAAGGAUGUAUAUAUACUGUAUAUGUAGCAGCGUCAUCAUGCAGAAACCUACGUCAGGUCACGUGGGAAAAAAGUUUUUAGGAGGACUUGGGAAAAUAGAAUUUUCAACACAUACGUACUUUGACCAAAAUGUUAAUGUUUGAAUACAUAAGGAACAGCACUGGGAAGAUACAGAAUGAUAUAAAAACUUCCAAAAACUCAAAAAUAAUGGACCCACUCUUUAAAUGGUUUGGAGGUAAACUACCGCCCUGAGGACUGAGAAAAAAUACACUGAAAAUAUAUCUUAAGUUAUAUAAUCUAUUGUAGGAAGAGUUACGUUGUUCCCUGUGCAGUCAGAGAGUUUCAAGCUUUUUUGAUAAUGUGUAGGUACUUUACGCCCUGGGACUGAGAACGGGCUGGUCUUUCAUAGCUGUGGGUGAAAUCGUGGCUCUGCAGUCUGGAUGACAUCGUCUCGACCUCGGCGUUAAUCCAUUCAAAUUUUUUCAUUGUUGCUGUUAAAGGCCUCUAGAUUAAUGAACACAGUUAAGGAUGCAUUUCAAGUCGUACUUACAUUUCAAGUUCCAUGUCUGAUAAAAAAAAAAAAUGCUGCAGGAUAAUAUUCUGUGCAUGUAAAAACACUCACUCACUGUUAAUUGUAGCUUCCCAAAUCCAGCACACAAUCAUUA